Closterium sp. NIES-65 is the source of this 546-nucleotide messenger RNA. Lineage: Eukaryota; Viridiplantae; Streptophyta; Zygnematophyceae; Desmidiales; Closteriaceae. The record is from the annotation of a GenBank genome assembly.
AUGGCUGCUGCAGGGAUUCCUAGUACCUCUGUGACAGGGCUUCCCAAUUUUAGAGGGGAUUUGGCUGUCACAGGGGUAUCUGCUGCUCCUAUGUCCCGGGCUUCUGGUGGAGAUGGGGCAGGAGAGGGAGCUGUAGGAGGAGUGCUUUUAUCGGGUAAAGAAGGAGGAGGAGUGAGAAGAGAGGUGCUUCUGCCUAACCCCCCUGGGGGGAUGAUGCUUCUCAGUGACUUGUUGCCUGCUAGCAGUGCCACGUCCCAUGGCAACUCGCUCGAUUCGCGAGGCACUGCCGCUGGUGAAGGUGCGAAUUUGGGAGUGGAAGAGGCGAGAGAAUCUGGGGCGUUUGGCACGCGUGCUGCCACUACCACUGCAGAGCUGUGCCUUGAGCUGCUGCAGCAGCCACUCACUCCCUUGGCAAUGUCGGAGUUCCAGUUUCAACCUCAGCUCUCAAAGGCACUCGACUUUGCACUUCCGGAUUCCUUGCCACUCCCUUUCGGGGCAUCUCCUGGUGAUUCUCCUAGUUUUCUUGGCGGAUCUGAUGAGUCAUAG